Centropristis striata (black sea bass) is the source of this 1827-nucleotide messenger RNA. RefSeq names its product UbiA prenyltransferase domain containing 1 (gene ubiad1). The transcript has 3 exons. Gene Ontology annotation, biological process: menaquinone biosynthetic process; vitamin K biosynthetic process. Bases 316 to 1365 code for a protein of 349 amino acids. Gene Ontology annotation, cellular component: endoplasmic reticulum; Golgi membrane. Gene Ontology annotation, molecular function: prenyltransferase activity. The record is from RefSeq and is a predicted model, not a curated record. NCBI's taxonomy places the organism in Eukaryota, Metazoa, Chordata, Actinopteri, Perciformes, Serranidae.
AUAUUGUAGGAAUUAAAUGCUAGUCGGAACUAUUGUAUGACAAGCGGUUUCUUCGACCACUAUACGCAGUUACAUUCCGGUCGGAGGAAAUGGCACCAGUCAGGUGCAGAAGGGUUUAUAGUUGCCAACCAGUCAAGUACCCUCGAAGUUGACACGUAAGAUAUGUAGCCCUCUCUACUGUACCAGGCUCAGCGGGCACAGAAAUAUGUUUCUAAGUGGAGAGAAACCCAGUUUGUACCGGAAGUUAAAGACAUAACAGGAGCACCUGACUGACAUUCGGGAGCAUUGCUGGUACAGUUGACUCCUUGCAGAAGAAUGGCCAUAGAGCAGAAACAAAGCAGGGUAGAGACAUUUGUACUGGCUGGAUCAAAUGGUCACAAUGGCCAACAAUGGCAGACUGGUCUGAGCAACAUGGUGAACCAUCCUGCAGGCAAUAACCACAUGUCGAGGAUGGCCCGCGUUGCUUCGGAUGUGAGGCAGAAGUGUGCGGCCUAUGUGCUGGCACUGAGACCGUGGAGCUUCAGUGCCUCGCUCACGCCGGUGGCACUCGGCAGCGCCUUGGCGUACAAACUGGAGGGCUCUGUGGACUUGGUCAUUCUGAUGGUGUGCGCGGUAACCGUCCUUGUGGUGCACGGGGCAGGCAACCUCGUGAACACCUACUAUGACUUCUCCAAAGGGAUUGACCACAAGAAGAGUGAUGAUAGGACUCUCGUGGAUGAGAUCUUGGCACCACAGGAUGUUGUUAUGUUUGGAGCGUUGUUAUAUUCUUUGGGGUGCUUGUGUGCCACUCUGCUCUAUUUCCUGUCUACACUUAGACUGGAACACCUAGCCCUUAUUUACUUUGGGGGGCUGUCCAGCUCUUUUUUAUACACUGGAGGCAUCGGCCUCAAGUACGUGGCCCUGGGAGAUGUGGUGAUCCUCAUCACCUUCGGCCCGCUGGCGGUCAUGUUCUCCCACGCGGUGCAGGUGGGCUACCUGUCGGUGCUGCCCCUGGUAUACGCGGUCCCGCUGGCCCUCAACACGGAAGCCAUCCUCCACAGCAACAACACCAGAGACAUGGACUCUGACAAGCAGGCGGGCAUCGUCACCCUGGCCAUCCUCGUAGGCCCCACGCUGUCCUACGUCCUCUACAACCUCCUGCUCUUCGUCCCCUACGUGCUCUUCUGCAUCCUCGCCACCCGGUACACCAUCAGCAUGGCGCUGCCUCUGCUCACGCUGCCCAUGGCCUUCCCCCUGGAGAAGCAGUUCCGCAGCCGAUGCUACGCCAAGAUCCCCCAGAAGACGGCCAAGCUCAACCUCCUCAUGGGACUUUUCUACGUGUUCGGGAUAAUUCUGGCACCUCCUGGCAGCUUGCCGUCACUGUGAUUAACGAGCUUUGAUAUUUCAAAUUUUUGUUUUAAUACAGACUAGUUUAUGUACCUCUUUGUAUUUGUACAAAGCUAUCUGAAGGCUUUCACCUGCUUUAAUUUAUUGUCAUAUUUAUAUGUUGAUCGGAGAUUUAGUUUAGGUCCUCCUCUGUGACACUGAAUCAGAUCUUUUCAGUAUUAAGCCUGCUGUAAUGUAUCGGUAACAGUAAGAAGUGUUGGUUGUCCUUUUGUAGAGGUAGGCAACAUUUUCAUCAUCCAAGGACAGACAAUAAACCAACAGUGGCCAUAUUUGUUCUUCAACACACAACACUGACACUUUAAAACAUCAAUAAUCCAUUAUUCUCAUAUUGUCAACAUUGUACACACGGUACAUGCUGGUAAAUUGUCCAUUGUGAUUUUUCUUUUCUUUGGAGAGCCAAAUAGUAUUUCAUUGGAUUGUAAUAAAACUCGCUGAUGCUGA